AUGAGGGAAGCUCUGAGAAGGAUGAAGAUGUUUUAUCCCAGAAGCCUUCACCUUACACCCAACCCCAUCCUCCCUCCCUCUCACCCCCUCAGGGCCCUGGGGGAGCCAAUUCUGGUCCCUACGCCUGAUUCCUCUGGUGGCUCCGGACCAGUUAUCAGACUUUACAAUCUAAAGUCUUUUACACUAAGCAUAGAAAACAUUCAGCUCAGUGACUCCGGUAAUUACAGCUGUGAAACAACAAGAAUAGUACCACCACCAUCUUUGCACAAAAGCUCGUGUCUAAUACUUCAAGUUCGUCCACAUCUGUCAUUGCAGAAACUGAACAGCAGUAAUGACACCUGUGUUCAUCUGCUCUGUUUAUUGGAGAGUCUGAAGCCUGAGCAGGUGAACUUCACCUGGAGCCGGGGUGAAAGGUCACUUCAUCCAUUCACAUCUUAUGCCAUGAACAGCGAGCUGCAUCUUUGUAAACCUGACUGGAGUGAAGGAGACACAAUCACCUGUUACGCCAGCUACUCAAGCACACAAACACCGUACAGCAGGAGCAUUACACUGGACUUCAGUCAUGAGGGCCAAACUGAGAUCCGUCUUCCGGUUUGUGUGGUCCUUUUCAGCAUCUUCAUCAUCAGCAUCGUUUUCAUCUGGAUGUUGUUCUUCAUAUUCAAAUAUAAGCGUGUGACCUGCUGCCAUAGACUAGCGACAUGA
This is a messenger RNA of Sinocyclocheilus rhinocerous, 702 nucleotides long. RefSeq lists its product as uncharacterized. The transcript is spliced from 5 exons. The coding region runs from base 1 to 702 and encodes 233 amino acids. The record is from RefSeq and is a predicted model, not a curated record. Lineage: Eukaryota; Metazoa; Chordata; Actinopteri; Cypriniformes; Cyprinidae.